This is a messenger RNA of Nipponia nippon (crested ibis), 198 nucleotides long. NCBI's taxonomy places the organism in Eukaryota, Metazoa, Chordata, Aves, Pelecaniformes, Threskiornithidae. The record is from RefSeq and is a predicted model, not a curated record.
CCACCCGGCUUUUCCCAGAUCAGCAAAAUCAUCGAGACGCUGAACCAGCAGCUGCAGGCGAAGGGCCGGGAGCUGAACGAGUUUCGGGAGAAGCACAACAUUCGGCUGGUGGGGGAGGAUGACCCCAAGCAGCCCCCGAAGGAGGGGGCCGAGGGGGCCGGGGCCAAGGGCGGCUCGGCCGGCGUCCUGGUCUCGUAG